AUGACACCGGCACCAGACAACCCACUCGAGAGGAAGCGUGACAGAUUCAAACGGCUUUUCCUCGGAGACCGCGCCGACCAGGCAAAUGCACAAGCAAGCACUUGUCAGAGUGAUGUAUUGAUCGAGAAAGGGGACCACAGCGCACCGAGUGCCAUCCAGCAGGCCACGGAGCCCACAGCUGUCAAAGGCAACGUCUCGAAGAGUCCUGAAGACCCCAGCAAAGAUGACAACGUGUCCCAAGUCGCAGAAGUAGAGGCGGGUCAGGUCUUGUCUCCUACCGCGUUGAGAUUCCAAGAGAGUUUCGGUAGCGACGAUAUCUGGAGUGCUGCUUACCGCGAAGCGAUCUUGACGUUUGACAGCUCACAGCGAAGCCUCCUACUGGCGGGCUCUCGUGAGACAUUCUUUCAGCUCAUGGAAAACCUCCAGGGUGACGUCGGGGGUGGUUCGACCUUGAGUAGGGGUCUACUGCACAUGAAGGGUCCCUUGGAGAGACUUAACAUGGCCCUGGAUGUAGCUAAACCUCUGACGAGUCUCGAGCCGACACAAGCCCUGUCUACCGCGGUUGGCAUCGUCCAAACAGUCAUCAAGGCAAGUUGA
Molecule: messenger RNA, 597 nt
Organism: Thyridium curvatum
Lineage: Eukaryota; Fungi; Ascomycota; Sordariomycetes; Thyridiales; Thyridiaceae
Exons: 2
Coding region: 1-597 (198 amino acids)
Source: RefSeq, a predicted model, not a curated record